CACUUCUGGAUGUCAAUAUGCGGCUUGGUGCGGUGCUGGGAACCACAACCACUGGAAAGAUGUAAACCAAGUAACCAGCGGAAACCACCCUCAACGAAGACACUAAUCGUAGUGUAGCUUUGGUCUAAUAAACGGAACUACACCAACAGGUAGCUCGUCGGUUCGUUAUCUCCCAAGCCAGCGGAGCGCCUGAAUCUAGCAGCCAUCUUUUGUGAGAGAAUGUACGGGGCGACGCGGCGGGCCUGCUCGGGCUCUGGUCGGGACCGGAGCUUGCUGAUGCUGACAACCGCACUCCUCCUCUCGGUUAUCGGGCUGCUGUCCGGCUUGCCUGGCAUCAGCGAGGCGAAGGAAUGCGAUAAACCGUGUAUGAACGGCCAGUGUAACACCGCAACUGGCGAGUGUGUAUGUUUUCCCGGCUGGGUUGGGGACCAAUGCCAGCACUGCGGAGGGCGCUUCAGACUGAUGGGUCCCUCUGGAUAUCUGACUGAUGGUCCAGGAAACUACAAGUACAAGACCAAGUGCACCUGGCUCAUUGAGGGACAGCCCAACACCAUUCUGCGAUUACGCUUCAACCACUUUGCUACUGAAUGCAGCUGGGACCACCUCUACGUGUACGAUGGCGACUCCAUCUACGCGCCCCUUCUGGCUGCUUUCAGCGGUCUGAUUGUUCCUGAGCGAUACGGGAAUGAGACCGUUCCGGAGGUGGUGUCUCAGUCCGGCUACGCCCUGUUGCACUUCUUCAGUGAUGCUGCCUACAACCUUACUGGCUUCAACAUUUCCUACCGAGUGAAUGCAUGUCCCAACAACUGCUCUGGCCAUGGCGAGUGUCAUAUGGGGAACUCUACUGCUUCGGUGUACUGUGAAUGUGAAGCCUCCUGGAAGGGGGAAGCCUGUGACAUCCCGUACUGCCUGGCUGACUGUGGGAAACCUGAAAGAGGCAUUUGCCGGGGCGACACCUGCAUCUGUAAGGCUGGAUGGCAAGGUCCCGACUGCUCCGUCUCCGUUCCUGCCAACUCCUCUUUUUGGAGCCGGGAGGAGCACACAGAGGCCGGGCUGGCCAGGGCUUCCCACAAAGCUGUAGUUGAGCAGGGCGUCAUGUGGGUCAUCGGAGGCUACGUCUUCAACGCCUCCGACUAUCACAUAGUCAAAGCGUAUAACCUCAGCAACAAGACGUGGCUGACCCUUGACCCCUCCGUCAACACUGUCACACCGCGAUAUGGGCACUCACUAGCCCUGCAUGAGGGGAAGAUCUACAUGUAUGGCGGGAAGAUUGACGCCACAGGAAAUGUCUCCAGCCAGCUGUGGGUUUUCCACAUCCAGAAUCAGACCUGGGUCCUUUUGAGCCCCAGAGCCAAGGACCAGUACGCCGUGGUGGGACACUCUGCCCACAUCGUGCCUCCUGCUGACGACGGGGCCAGUCCUGUCAUGUUAGUUCUGUUUGGACACUGUCCUCUGUACGGUUACAUCAGCCAGGUGCAGGAGUACAACAUUGCCAAGAACACGUGGAGCAUCGUGUCUACGGAUGGUGCACUGGUCCAGGGGGGCUAUGGCCACAGCAGUGUUUUUGACCCCAGCACUAGAGCCAUCUAUAUCCACGGAGGCUACAAGGCCUUCAGUGCCAACAAGUACGGUCUAGCAGGAGACCUGUACAAGUUUAAUGUGGACAAGAGGAAAUGGACUAUUCUGAGAGACAGCGGCUUCUUCCGGUACCUUCACACAGCAGUGAUGGUGAGUGGGACGAUGCUGGUGUUUGGAGGAAACACACACAACGACACAUCCAUGAGCCACGGCGCCAAAUGCUUCUCCUCCGACUUCUUGGCCUACAAUCUAGCGUGCGAUGAUUGGACAGUGUUGCCUCGACCGGACCUCUACCAUGACGUUAACCGCUUCGGGCACUCGGCAGUCUUCAGCGAUGGUGUGAUGUACGUGUUCGGUGGCUUUAACAGUCUACUGCUCAGCGACGUCCUCAUCUACACCUCGCCCAGCUGCUUGGCCUUUUCCAGCCUGGCGUCCUGCAGCCAGGCCUGGCCAGGAAUCCACUGCGUGUGGAACGCCACCCAGGAGGUCUGCCUGCCUUGGGAAAGCGACGCCAUCGGCCCCGAACAGCAACAGCUCCCAUCCUCCUGUAACACGAGAUCAUAUGGUGAUAGUGAGAGAUGUGACCAGUAUACCGACUGCUACAGCUGCACUGCCAACACCAACGGCUGCCAGUGGUGUUCAGGCCAGUGUGUGUCCCUCGGAAGUAACUGUACCUCUGCAUCGGGGGCCACAGCCGAGUAUGAAAAUUGCCCCAAGGACAACCCGUCAUAUGUGUGCAACAAGAAAACAAGCUGCAAGAGCUGCGCUGUGGACCAAAACUGUCAGUGGGAUUCUCGCAACCAAGAGUGCAUCUCGUUACCAGAGAACGUGUGUGGCGAAAGCUGGCACCUGGUGGGCAACUCAUGUCUGAAAUUCAUCACGACGAAGGACUCGUACGAUAACGCCAAGCUGACCUGCAGGAACCACAAUGCCGUCCUGGCCUCUCUGACCACACAAAAGAAGGUGGACUUUGUCCUGAAGGAGCUGCAGAUAAUGAGCGUGGUGUACAAGGCCUCUGUGACACCGUGGGUAGGGCUCAGGAAAAUCAACGUAUCCUACUGGUGCUGGGAGGACAUGUCGCCUUUCACCAACACGACUCUGCAAUGGCUGCCGGGCGAGCCGAGUGACGCCGGGUUUUGCGGCUACCUGGCCGAGCCGGCGGCCACUGGACUGAAAGCUCAAACCUGUAUAAGCCCAGUGAACGGCAGCCUGUGUGAACGACCAGCCAACCACAGUGCUAAGCAGUGCCGGACGCCCUGUGCCAUGAGAACCACCUGCAGCGAAUGCACCAGCAGCAGCAGCUCAGAGUGCAUGUGGUGCAGCAACAUGAAGCAGUGCGUUGACUCCAAUGCCUAUGUGGCCUCCUUCCCCUUUGGCCAGUGUAUGGAGUGGUACACCAUGAACACUUGUCCACCGGAAAACUGCUCUGGGUACAGAACGUGUGGACAGUGUCUGGACCAGCCAGGCUGCGGUUGGUGCACUGACCCCAGUAACACGGGCAAAGGUCAGUGCAUUGAAGGUUCCUACCGCGGGCCCUUCCAGACCUCUGUCCCGGCCCCUUCCACCCUUCCCGGCCUGCCCGCCAAUCCUCAGCCGGCCCUCAACGCCAGCAUGUGCCCAAGCGAAUCCAAGUACAACUGGUCCUUCAUUCACUGCCCAGCUUGUCAGUGUAAUGGUCACAGCCAGUGUGUCAACGAGAGCAUCUGUGAGAAGUGCGAGGACCUGACAACCGGCCGACACUGCGAGAGCUGCAUCUCCGGCUUCUACGGAGAUCCGACCAACGGGGGCAGCUGCCAGCCCUGCAAGUGUAACGGCCACGCAAGCAUGUGCAACCCUAACAAUGGCAAGUGCUUCUGUACCACCAAAGGCAUCAAAGGAGACAGAUGCCACCUGUGUGAGGUCGAGAAUCGCUACCAAGGCAACCCCCUCAAGGGAACAUGCUACUACACGCUCCUCAUCGACUACCAGUUCACCUUCAGCCUGUCACAGGAAGACGACCGCUACUACACCGCCAUCAACUUUGUGGCCACACCUGAGGAGCCAAACCGAGACCUAGAUAUGUUCAUAAAUGCCUCCAAGAACUUCAAUCUGAAUGUAACCUGGGCGACCAGCUUCACCGCAGGCACCCAGGCUGGAGAGGAGAUCCCUAUCGUCUCUCGGAGCAACAUUAAGGAGUUCAAAGACAGCUUCUCCAAUGAGAACUUUGAUUUCCGAAACAGCCCCAACAUUACGUUCUUUGUCUACGUCAGCAACUUCACGUGGCCCAUCAAGAUCCAAAUCGCCUUCUCCCAGCACAGUAACUUCAUGGAUCUUGUGCAGUUCUUCGUCACAUUCUUCAGCUGCUUCCUGUCCCUGCUCCUGGUGGCUGCCGUGGUUUGGAAGAUCAAACAGAGCUGCUGGGCAUCACGGCGGCGAGAACAACUGCUGAGGGAGAUGCAGCAGAUGGCCAGCCGGCCUUUUGCCACCAUCAACGUCGCCUUGGAGACUGAGGAGGAGCCGCCUGACCUGAUAGGAGGAAACGUCAAGUCCGUCCCAAAACCCAUCGCCCUCGAGCCUUGCUUUGGCAACAAAGCCGCCGUGCUCUCCAUCUUUGUUCGGUUACCCAGGGGCACCGGCGGCAUCCCUCCUCCAGGACAGUCUGGCUUGGCAGUGGCCAGCGCACUCGUCGAUGUAUCUCAGCAGAUGUGUGUGGGAUACAAGGAGAAGUCUGGUGGACUGAGAAACCGUAAACAGCAGCCCACAGCGCAGCCAUCCACCUGUAUCUGACUGCAUCCCCUGUCCUCUUCUACCAUCCCAACACCCAAAGCUCUCCCAUCAGCCCCCCGCCUCGGCCCCAUCCUUCAGAGACUUCCGCCAGCUCUGUUCUGGCAGGGAGAGAUGCAUGCUGGGACGCAGGACUGGAACAUUUUGAUAAAGGGGCUGAGACAUCUGGCAGACUGCAGCCUGAGAGGUCUCCCCCGUCCUCUCCUCCUACAGGAACGUUGAUGCUUUGAGUCCCCUCGAACUGAUUGAGAGCAACUAGACGCAGAGAGGGGGGAGGGAGGGAGGAUGGGUGGGAGGCAGGGACAGAGCAGGUGCUGACCCCUCCCCUCCCCCUCAAAAAACAUUUUACAUUCGUCGACACCACCUCGUUAGUCGAGGCGGCCACGGCUUGCUGCUAGAAGAGAUCCUUGUCUCAUAGUUUUUGACAAAAAAAUCCAGAGACUUUGCGACCCUCUAUGUUCGCAUUUUAUUUAAGUUAUUGUUGUUCAUUGUUUUGUAUUGUGUUAUUUUGAAGACAGGAACAAACUGGACAUUCUCAGCUGCACAUGCACACACACAACCAUAAUACAUACACUUGCAGCAAGCCCUUGUACCCAUUUGUAGCCCAUUGUCACCUGCUGUCAUGUUCACAGCUCAGCACUGAGGGCUGUUGUCACUGGAGUCUUGCACAGUUUGGCCUCCGAGCAAGCUAACAGCAUGUUCAGUCUUCCUUUAAUGAGGAUCCACUGUAGGAGGUUGCCUGUGUAGCCAAAGCCCAUUUAAAGAGUGUGUGACAUUUCAA
Messenger RNA from Archocentrus centrarchus (flier cichlid), 5122 nucleotides. RefSeq names its product attractin (gene atrn). The record is from RefSeq and is a predicted model, not a curated record. Lineage: Eukaryota; Metazoa; Chordata; Actinopteri; Cichliformes; Cichlidae. Bases 220 to 4344 code for a protein of 1374 amino acids. Gene Ontology annotation, molecular function: protein binding. The transcript is spliced from 29 exons. Gene Ontology annotation, cellular component: Golgi apparatus.